Molecule: messenger RNA, 275 nt
Organism: Fusarium tjaetaba
Lineage: Eukaryota; Fungi; Ascomycota; Sordariomycetes; Hypocreales; Nectriaceae
Product: transcription factor TFIIA-L
Exons: 2
Biological process (GO): transcription initiation at RNA polymerase II promoter
Cellular component (GO): transcription factor TFIIA complex
Source: RefSeq, a predicted model, not a curated record
AUGUCGAACCCAGCCGUUGGAAACGUCUACCAAGCUAUCAUUGACGAGGUCGUCAAUAGUUCGCGAGUUGAUUUCGAGGAGAGCGGCGUUGAAGAAUCAGUGCUAGAGGAGCUGCGACAGGAAUAUGGCGUGACCAAAGACAGCAGGUUCUGUCAAGUAGCAGCACUCUCUUUCGAGAUGACCUCUAGAGCUGAAGAUCGACUCCUGGUCGAAGCGGAGCGCAUCGCUGGCAGCAUUGCGAAGGGGGGGGCAGAGGGAGAUGGCGGGUUACGGGG